Miscanthus lutarioriparius is the source of this 1077-nucleotide messenger RNA. Lineage: Eukaryota; Viridiplantae; Streptophyta; Magnoliopsida; Poales; Poaceae. The record is from the annotation of a GenBank genome assembly.
AUGACGAGCAUCCACCACCUCCGCCCCCUCUUCCUCUUCGUCCUCUUGGCGUCGCUACGAUGCGGUAAUGGUGCCAAAACCCUAACCCGCAUCCACAGGGCUCUCCGCCGCCACUGUAGCGUCCGUACUCCGCAGUCUCAGUCUUCGCUCUUGCCUCACUCGCUUCGCGGUCUGUCACUUGAUCCUGUUUCAGGAGCGGCGGCGGCGGCGGCGGCGGCGGCGGCUGGAUACGGAGGUGGCGCCGAGGGGUUCUGCUCGGCGGAGCCGUCGAGCGAGUGCUCCGGGGGCCAGCCGCUCUACUGGAAGGUCACCCAUCCUACCCUCGCGCCCACGCACCUCCAAGAUUUACCUGGCUUCACACGUAGUGUUUUGAAAAGGGAUCAUGCUUUAAUAACACCAGAGAGUCAUGUAUUCGGUCCUUUGCCUGAUUGGAUCAAUACCUUAGGAGCAUAUUUGAUCAGUCCAGCUAUUGGUGCACACUUCACUAUGUAUCUGGCAAACAUGCAAGAUGGUUCAAAAUCAGCCCUACCACCGAAAGAUGUUGAAAGGCUCGUUUUUGUACUACAAGGGAGCAUUUCAUUGACAGUGGGGACUGGGACUACCCAUUCUCUGCUGGUGGAUUCCUAUGCAUAUCUUCCUGCAAACACAAAACAUUCUAUGAUCUCAGAUGAACCAACCACUGUUGUAAUAUUUGAGAGGAGGUACAGUGCCAUCGAGGAUUCCCAUCCUGAUCUAAUUGUCGGUUCAACAGAUAAGCAACCCCUUCUUGAAACCCUGGGAGAGGUAUUUCAACUGAGGAAGCUGCUGCCAACUUCUCUGUCCUAUGACUUUAAUAUCCAUAUAAUGGACUUUCAACCAGGCGAAUAUCUCAAUGUAAAGGAGGUUCAUUAUAAUCAACAUGGACUUCUUCUUUUAGAGGGGCAAGGAAUAUACCGACUGGGGGAGAGUUGGUAUCCCGUGCAAGCAGGGGAUACCAUUUGGAUGGCACCGUUUGUUCCUCAGUGGUAUGCUGCCCUUGGUAAGACAAGGACGAGAUACUUGCUGUACAAAGAUGUCAAUAGGAAUCCAUUGAUAUGA